UCGAUCAGAAUUUGAAAGUACGUCUUGUAGGGAUUCGUGAUUAGAUGUGUGAUGAAUCAGUUCUGAAAAAAAUUUUUUUUGAAUACAGAGUGGCUGUUGAUCUGAGUAUGCAACGUGCUCAGUUAACUGGGUCUGCGGAUGCUACAAUGCCGAUAAAAUUUCUGCUGCUGUGGAUUUUUGAUUCCGUUAUUAAAAAUUUUUCGGGCAUGUAUUUUGACAGAUGUCGGGUAGGAAAUCUUCAUUAAGAGGUAGCUCCGCUAAAAGUUUCCAACAUCAGCUGAUCACGUUGGCGGGAUCAAAAGCUUACAGAUCGAGUUUACGUCGCAGGCUUAAUGACUGGAGGAUUUUAAGAAGUAAAAAGAAGAGAAAUUCGGUGGCUUUUGACAGUAAUAUUAGAGGCAUGUGGUCUAAUGUCCAGGUAGCUGAUGGAUGUCCAGCACCCAGUUCACGCUCCAAGCAUGCCAUGUGCGUAUCCCAAGCAGGUUUUAUAUACCUUCUUGGUGGCCGCAGUGCAAAUCUUCCACUGAAAGAUUUAUGGAAGUUUGAUCCAGUUUAUUUUCGGGAUAUCUCAAGGCUUUGCAUGGGAUUCGAACUCGGGAUUUUCUUCUCCACACCUAGCUGUGAUACCAAAGUUGAUAGCCAUCUUCUGGUGUAUUAA
This is a messenger RNA of Stegodyphus dumicola, 658 nucleotides long. RefSeq lists its product as uncharacterized. The record is from RefSeq and is a predicted model, not a curated record. Gene Ontology annotation, molecular function: protein binding. Lineage: Eukaryota; Metazoa; Arthropoda; Arachnida; Araneae; Eresidae. Gene Ontology annotation, cellular component: Golgi apparatus.